GCUAUAAAAGAGCCUCCGUCAUGGGCUUUGCCAAAACUCUCGCUGGCGUUUACGCAUCCUUGCAACCUCCUGCGAACAUCCCUUCUCAAACAUCACAACGCUUCCAGAAGAUUACGGACAUGUCAAAAGUUUUCAAGAAGACUAGCGGCAACGGUGGCCUGACGCUCUACUUGGGAAAGAGAGACUAUGUGGACCAUGUCACCAGUGUCGACCAAGUCGAUGGCGUCGUCAAGUUGGACACCUCAAACUUUGGGGACAGAAAAGCGUUUGUGCAGCUGGCUUGCGCCUUCCGCUAUGGCAGCGAUGACCUGGAUGUGAUGGGCCUGUGCUUCCGCAAGGACAUUUGGAUCCAGCAGGUUCAAAUCUACCCGGACGAUCACAAGCCGGCGCUCACCGCCAUGCACGAGACGCUCAUCAAGAAGGCCGGAGACGAUGCACGCCCUUUUACCUUUCAAAUUCCCAAUAACCUUCCGUGCUCCGUAUCGCUGCAGCCUGGUCCGGAUGACAAGGGGAAGGCUUGCGGUGUGGACUUUGAGGUCAAGACGUACCUGGCCAAUGAAAAGUGCAACCCUGACGAGAAGAUCGAAAAAAAGGACACGGCGCGUCUGAUCGUACGCAAGGUCCAGUAUGCGCCAUCCCAGGUGGGCGCCGGGCCCAAGGCGGAAAUCUGCAAGAGCUUCAUGAUGUCUGACAAGCCCGUGCACCUGGAGGUGUCCCUCGAAAAAGAUCUGUACUUCCACGGCGAGUCUAUCCCCAUCAAGUUCAAGAUUAGUAACGAGAGCAACAAAACGGUGAAGAAGAUCCAGGUCAAUGUGGAGCAAACUACCGACAUUGUCCUCUACUCUGCCGACAAGUACACCAAGUGCGUCUUCACCAAGGAGUUUGGCGAGACUGUAGAGGCGGGCGGAUCGCUGGAGAACACGCUGAGCAUCGUGCCACUGCUGUCCGAAAACAAGGAGAAACGCGGUCUGGCGCUGGAUGGACGCCUCAAGGACGAGGACACCAACCUGGCGUCCACCACCGUGUUGCGUCCGGAUGUUGAGAAGGAAGUACUAGGAAUUCUGGUGUCCUACAAGAUCAAAGUCAACCUGAUGGUGGCCGGAGGAGGCUUGCUGGGAGGACUCACUUCCAGUGACGUCACCGCCGAGGUGCCACUGAUGCUCAUGCACCCCAAACCGGAAGAGUAAAGGCCGCACUUUUGUAGAGGAACCCGGUCUGCAAGUGGAUGGACAGGCCAGAAACGCAGACAGGAAGUGACACGUGUGACCAACAACUCAUGAAAACAACGUCUGCAAAUAUACACAUGCGUGACUCACUAUUAUUUUGAUGUGUACUAUUAAACUUUCAUCGUAUGUUUCUGCCUGGUCUUGUCAGAUUAAAUAUUUAAACGUGU
Molecule: messenger RNA, 1393 nt
Organism: Corythoichthys intestinalis (scribbled pipefish)
Lineage: Eukaryota; Metazoa; Chordata; Actinopteri; Syngnathiformes; Syngnathidae
Product: arrestin-C-like
Exons: 16
Coding region: 21-1187 (388 amino acids)
Biological process (GO): signal transduction; G protein-coupled receptor internalization; visual perception
Molecular function (GO): G protein-coupled receptor binding
Source: RefSeq, a predicted model, not a curated record